AUGAAUUGUCACGCUUGGGAUUCUCUGAAUAAACUUCUGCGACUGCAGUUACCAGACCUCAAAGACGACGAGGCAAGUCCAUUUUUCAAUAAAUUAACAAACGGAAGAAAUUUUGUAAAACGUUUUCCGCCUUCGUCUAGGUAUGCUAUUGUGGAGCAGCAGCUUACGGAGUUCUUCCUCGCCAAUAUCGAGAUGCGCGUUAUUGAGGCGCUACUGAUGACUCAGAUCUCGCAGGGCUUGCGCAUUCCCGUGCGUUUUACAGAUUUGACCCAACUCUCGCCGAACGAUGCCUACACCGUGCUCUCGUUACGUCAGCGUGCUGAUAUCGAGAGCCCUCAUAGCGAAAUUCGACCUGCGGAUAUGGAAGUUGUAGACUUUGAAACGCACGAUGCCUGUGCUUUGCUGCAAGUUAUCUACUCUGACCCCUCCCUGAUUUUGACAGACGUCUCUCGCCGUCCCACCAAUAUUAGCACCCGCCUGCGAUCCGCCAUCACUGACAGUCUUGGUGUCAAAUCCACCAAUGCCAGGGAGGUUCCCGUUGGACUGGCGGUGACCUUACUGUGUUCUGGAGGACCCACCUCCAGCACAGAUGCUGGGAUCCUGGUCAAAAGUUCAACCGGCCAAGUAACUCCUGCCAACUCGGUAGUGGUCACGUUGCCCGCUUCUUCUCUGAAAAUCUUAUUUUGCGACGACCCGGAGGCUGAACUUCGGAAACACGACUUACAGUCGCGCAACUGUGACAUCACAAGCUCUCAACCGCUCCUCUCCUUGUAUCUGCCUCACCAAUUUCGUUUGGCCGUCGUUGACUUCUCCUCUCCGCAGCCUCUGCCUGGCCGUCUCAGCACACAGAGUGGUGAUAAAAUUACGCAUUUAGGUAAGACGAAGGAAGAUCAGGGUGCUCGGACUAUCACCGUGACCCUGGUUUACCCCCGGCCCUGGUGGCGUGAACGCUUGGCCGAAAGCCUUCGCAACUGUGCAGACUCGGAUCCUUCUCGUUGGAUUGUGGACGAACCGAAGCCUGAACCACAGUCAGCUGGCGAGCCACUGGAUGCGAUUGGAGGGCAGACCGCAGUUCCGGAGCUGUUUAGCAUUCUGCCAAAAAGCCGCAAUGAGCGUGGUUUUUGUCAUACAUUUCGGGACUUGAAACCUCAAUUAACUGGAGAUGACACCAUAGGCCUUCUGCAGACCCAAUUAUUUGGAUCGGCGGCUGAAAAUUGGUGGGAUGCCGGCGCACAAAAGAUUGCGAAUGAGGUGCAUUGUCACCUUGCCCGAAAUCUCUGCUCCUUCGAGGGUGGUGCCGCAACCGACACCCCCGACCUCCUCACCUUCAAUGUCUCCAAAUGGGCCUUGGAUGUCAGCACACCUACGAAUAACCUUGAACCCCAGUUGGAGGUCAUCUCGAAGGACGACAUUCUCGUGGAUGCCCGUGUGCCUGUCCUGAUCUCCCCUACGACAAGGCGUACUGAUGUCCGACGUGACGUCUCAGACCUCCUAAGCAACGAAGUCGCCACCGGCCUUGAUCUGGCCGAGUUGGCCCUCAGCAGACCGCCCUUCCAAAAGGGUUCUACAGCCCACAACAACAGUGACGUCGCCUUUGAGAAGUGGUCCUCUCGU
Dibothriocephalus latus is the source of this 1614-nucleotide messenger RNA. NCBI's taxonomy places the organism in Eukaryota, Metazoa, Platyhelminthes, Cestoda, Diphyllobothriidea, Diphyllobothriidae. The record is from the annotation of a GenBank genome assembly.